Molecule: messenger RNA, 2628 nt
Organism: Symbiodinium sp. CCMP2592
Lineage: Eukaryota; Dinophyceae; Suessiales; Symbiodiniaceae
Source: the annotation of a GenBank genome assembly
AUGGAGCGUCUGUGGCUGGCUGCGUUGCUUGGAUCCGCUGCUGGGAGCCCGGUGAAGAAGUGGCAGAUCCAUGGGCCGUUCAUUGUCGGCAAGAAUGAGCUGGAUGGAGAGCCAUGGCGAUCUUCGAAUGCCACAGAACUCAUGUCCGGUGGAGUGGCGACAACUCGGCGCCUCACUGCCGACUCCGCUGGAAAUGUGCAAGUGAGUUGGCCUGAGGUGGACUGGCAAUCCCUCGUCUCUGCUGUGGGUGGGCACGAGCUGCUUGAGUGGCAGGCGCGAGCGACGGGCAGUCUCAAGGUAUCUGAGGAUUCAGACAUGCUGGUGGGCUGCCAGGGCGUUCCAGCCUUCCAGUUGGAUGGGCAGGCUUUUGUUGGCGAUCUUUACCAUGUUGGGCUUCCGCGGUGGCCAGUGCACUUGCCAGCAGGCAGCCAUCGUAUCCAGCUUCGGCUUCGUGGGAAGAUACAAACCCAGUUCGCCUGCUUCGUUGAGAAGAUCCGAGCUGAAGCGUCCCCACUUCAGCUCUUCGGCGAGAGUUUCCUCGCGGCCCCAGAUCUGGUGGAAAGCGCAGGCUCUGUGGCAUUGAGCUCGCCCCUUCUGUCCGUCGGGUUGGCGAACUUGAAUGCCCCACACAAGGAGGCGGAUGGCGACGCUUGGAUCCGUGACCUGCGCCCAAAGCUGGUGGCCGCAGAUAGCGUGGGCAGCAGGUCCUUGGGCUUGGCCCAUGACCAGCCGCCGCCGUCUUCCCUUCCACCCGGAACCUCUGGGCGGAUGACCAUCCAUCUGGAGCUCGGCAAGCCGGAAGUUGGCCAGACAAAGGGCGAGGCAUGUCACGGGGAGAAGAGCCUGCGAUUGACCUUCGAAGGGACCGUGGCUGGCAAGGUGGUGCAAAGUUCACCCCUUCGUGUGAAGUUGCAGUGCCGACGGAGCACGCAGAGCUUCGUGUACACCUUCCGGGAUGUCGAUGGCUCCACGCAGCAUGCAGCUGCGGUUCUCCCUCAGACUGACUGCGGAGGCCGCGCUUGUCCUGUGCUCAUCAGCCUAUCUGGAACGAGCAUCAGUGCCAGAGACAGUGCUGACUCCUACAAAUUCAAAGCGCGUGGUGCCGAAGACUACACGUUUGGCGUCCAUGGUGCCUGGCUCAUCGCUCCCACGCGACAUGGGGCCCACAACUGGGAAGGCUUCUUUUACGUCACCAAGGACCAUCUCCUGAUUGGGUGCUGCUGGCUGCCAUUCGUGGCCCAUCAGUUGCUUUUUUCAGGGGAUUGGCAACCCCGUGCAUGGGACGCACCUUCAAUCUGUGGUUGUUGGUUGCCACUGCACUUUUUUCUAGCGCUGGCGCGCCUUUUCUCUGGAGAGGAGGCGUGGCAUCGCCGCUUACGUCGUCGCCGAACUUCGGCGCGACUUACACUGGGGCUUUUCUUGAAGGGUCAGGAACUACCUCAAGAGCGGGUUCAGGCAGCAAUCGCCGUCCUGCAGAAGCACCACUCAAAGAGUUCACUUCCUCUACGUGCACUACGCAAGCUACAAUCCCCCGGAGCCAUGGGAGGGAAUGGGCAAUGGAAGUGCCGACACUGCAAGCAACAUUGCAAGGCGUCGGCUCUGUAUUGCCAAAGUUGUGGCACGUUCUGGCAGCAAGCUAUAGAAAAGGAGCCGAAGUAUGCGCAUGCCGCUCAACCCUCGGAGCCCUGGAGUCGCGAAUGGGCGGACUGGGAGAGUGGUUGGGAAAGCCCACGGCAGCGUGGGGGUUCCCCGAGAAGACGCGGCCGCGGCAAGGGCGGCGGCAAACAACAGCAGGGCAAAGACAAAGGCAAAGCCAAGGGCAAGGGAGAGUCAUCGCAGCCGGCUGCUUCGCAGCCACCUGCCCUGGCCUCUUUGCCGAAGCCGCCGCAGCCGGCCAUGCUGCCACAGCCCCCGGAAGCUGGGGGAGCGGGAGCCAGGCCCAGUCCUGGCGAUCCAGCAUUGCAAGCUCUGCUGGGAGCCUUGGCACAGAGUCGGGAGGAGUUACCGAGCAGUAUCAAGGAUAUCCUAGACGCCCACAUGCAGGCCGACCACAAGGCAUUCUCGCGGUCCCUUCACAAAGCAGUGGCUGCACAAGGUGCAGCUCGACGAGAGCUCAGUGCUCUCAGAGUGGCUCGCCGAGAAUACACACAGGCCUGGCUGGUCUAUGUCGAGGGGCUAUGCUCGACGUGGACAGCCCAGAUUGCGGAGAAGGCCUCGGUCAUGCAGAAGUUUGCAGAGCAGGAGGAAAAAUGGGAAGCCCAGCUGACCGACUGUACAAAAACGAUCGCUCAGCUGGCUUCCGAUGCCAACCAGACAGGCAACAGCGCGGAACCCAUCGAAGUGGACGAAGACGAAGAGGAUUCCAUGAUAGAUGCCUCGGCGCAACAGGAGGCACAGCGACAGGCAGCCCUGGAGCGGGUUUUGGGACAGGAGACUCAGAUCACCCAGGCCCUACAGGAAGCAGCCAAGGCAGCAGGCGAGCAAGCAGAAGCCUUUGCAGAAAAGGAACGGGAGCGAUCUCCGCGACGGAGAAAGCCAGAAACUGCAAAGGAUGGUGCUGCCUCACGACAGCCGCUACUGUCUACAAACAAAGCGGGCGCCGACGCGAAGUCGGAGGGCCCUCAGUAG